Molecule: messenger RNA, 2487 nt
Organism: Plenodomus lingam JN3
Lineage: Eukaryota; Fungi; Ascomycota; Dothideomycetes; Pleosporales; Leptosphaeriaceae
Source: RefSeq, a predicted model, not a curated record
AUGCGCCUUGCUAUUGUUACAGCCGCAACGCUUCUGGCAAACGUUGCGCAAACCUCGAGUCUCAUUCCACCCGUACUGCCCCUGAUAGUGCGGAAUCCGUACCUGAGCACAUGGCUGCAGAAUGCACGUGAAGAGCCAUGGAGCAAAUGGCCCACGUUUUGGACGGGCUCAGAGGUCGGCUUUAGUGUCCUUGCAUCUCUGCCUGAUACGAAUGAAAUAUAUCCGCUGCUCGGUCGGCCUCAGGACUCCUUGCAGCCAGAAAGCAACGAGUAUCUGACCACGGCAUCCCACAGCUAUGCGAUUGUCUAUCCCAAAUACAAAGGCGCCAAAUAUGACGCGUCCACCACGAAUCUCACCUACUCGAUUGGGGCGCCAGAGAAGCUUGCUGGCGUAAAGGAUCUCGACAUUACUCUAUCCUUCCACUCCCCAAUUACGCCAACAUCGACCCUGCGACAAGCGAUCCCCGCUGCAUAUUUGUCCAUACAUGUACAGGGAAGCUUCGACGUCAGCCUGUACGUGGAUAUGAAUGGCCAAUGGGUCAGCGGAAAGCGCGACAGCCUCAUAGAAUGGGAUAUGAACGAGCAGGCUACCGCCCAGGGCCUCAAAACCUGGAGUGUGAAGCGUCAGGUCGAGCAGAUCUUCACAGAAACGAACGAUCAGGCAGAGUGGGGCCAGCUGCACUUCACAGGCCCUGCUGAUGCUCGACACGAAUGUGGCACCUCUGCACUGCUUCGACAGAGGUUUGCGCGGACGGGCACAUUGCAGAAUGAGGUAGACACCAAGUUCCGUGCUGUCAUGGAUGAAGAACCUGUGUUUGCUUUUGCCAAAAAAUUCACUCUGGCCAACGCAACGUCUACUUCGACGGGCUCGUCCGUAGACAGUAGUGUCCUGUUCACUAUAGCGCAUACUCAGGAUCCUGUCACUCAGUACGCCUCUGCACGCGGACUCACGCUGAUGAGGCCGCUGUGGGAGUCAUGGUUCCCAACGCUCGAGAAACUCGUCCAAUUCCACUAUGGAGACUUCUCAACAUCCGUCAGCCUAGCGAGUAACUACUCGGAGCAGCUCCGCAUCGACGCAUAUCAAUCUGGAUCAACCAACUAUGUCGACAUUGUCGCCUUGUCCGCACGACAAGUCAUGGGUGCGACAAGCUUCUCCGGAACACCCGAGAAUCCACUGCUCUUCCUAAAGGAAAUAUCCUCCAAUGGCAACUGUCAGACUGUCGAUGUCAUCUUCCCAGCCUUUCCCUUCUUCUUGUACACCCAACCCAGGUGGUUGGCCUUCUUGCUAGAGCCGUUGCUUGAGCAUCAAUUGAGCGGCCAAUACCCCAACAAGUACUCUAUGCACGACCUGGGCACGCACUUUCCCAACUUGACCGGACAUGCGGAUGGAAGGGACGAAUAUAUGCCGGUUGAAGAAUGUGGCGAUAUGCUCAUCAUGGGGCUUGCCCUCGUCAACUCUUUGACUUACAACAACGACGCCGAGGCCCAGUCUGUCUGGUCAAGUGUAGGCAAUGACGCUCCUCAAAGGGCUACGGGAACGACAGAGAAGCCGUUUGCACUGACAAGUAUUGGCUCGCACAACGAUAUCGAUUAUAUCGAUGAGACGUGGGGCGGAGGGACGAAGGGUGUCGAGCAAGCCAAGGCAUGGCUGGAAGGAAGCUAUGAGCUUUGGAAACAAUGGACGGGCUACCUCGUUGAAGAUGCUCUUGAACCGCACAAUCAGCUAUGUACCGACGACUUCGCCGGCUGGCUGCCCUUGCAGACAAAUCUCGCCCUCAAGGGUAUCAUCGGCAUCAAGGCUUUCAGCGAACUAGCACUCCUCCUCGACCGGCCUGGUGAUGCGAAACACUACAAGAACAUAUCUGAAGUCUACAUCAAGAAGUGGGAAGCAUUCGGCAUGUCCCGCGAUGGGUCGCAUGCUAAGCUUGCAUAUGAUUGGUACGGAAGUUGGACGACCUUGUAUUCGCUUUACGCCGACGCAGUGUUGUGUUUCCAUCCCACCAUCACAAAUGCCUCCUCUCUUCCAAUAGCUUCGGUGUUCCCCCCGACUAGCCGCGAGGAGCAGCAAUCACUGUCUUCGCACGGUGGUCGCUCUCUGAUCACACACGACUUUAUACCUCAUUCUAUCUACAAGAAACAAUCUUCAUGGUACUCGGCCGUAAUGCAGAAGUUCGGAUUACCACUCGACAGCCGCCAUUUGUACACCAAGUCUGACUGGGAAUUUGAAGCUGCAGCCGUCGCUAGCGAGUCUACGCGAAAGGAAAUCCUGGACAGGGUGGCUAGAUGGAUCAAUGAGACAAGUACGGACAGAGCCCUCACGGAUUUGUAUGAUACAGAGCGAGAUGGCGGAUUUCCCGAAGCACAUUUUUUCGCGCGUCCUGUUGUAGGCGGCCAUUUUGCUUUUCUGACGCUCGAACGCGCUUGUGGGAAUGGGAAGACGACGAAGAAUGCGGAGGAUGUUGAGCAAAGUACGAGGCUGGAGCUAUAG